Molecule: messenger RNA, 604 nt
Organism: Hyaloscypha bicolor E
Lineage: Eukaryota; Fungi; Ascomycota; Leotiomycetes; Helotiales; Hyaloscyphaceae
Exons: 4
Coding region: 95-343 (82 amino acids)
Source: RefSeq, a predicted model, not a curated record
AUCGCUUCCACAGCAACCCCAUCCCGCAAUUGUACAUUCACCUUGUCGUCGACGUAUUGAAAAGCAACAGUGCUAUGCUGACACCACCUUGAAGAUGCGGUGGAACCUAUGGAUAUUUGAGGCUUGGCUAGUCCAAAGACUUCUUGCGAGUUCGACUUUCCAUCGUGCUGUCCGUCGCGUCCACAAGAAGAUGCACGAAGUCCGGCAAGGCGAGAAGCUCUAUGAUCCCUCGGAAUUUGGAGGGACGCAGAUCGACAAGCCAGCUGGAACGGAUAUGCAGAAAUUUAUACGGUAUUAUAUGGAGGAGUUGAAAGAGCAAUUCCGAGGGACGACGAAGAAGUGAACAAUGAUACGACAUAGACGUUCUGUGCUGGUGUAUACGAGAAUCUGGAUAGAAGGGCCCUCCUGGAAGUAUGUGGGCUCUGUCAACGGCGUUUGGGGGGGGGUCAUGAUAUACGGCUUCAAGGAUACGGCACGGCAAUUCACCACUCAGCCAGGAUGGGGAAGCGAUGGAAAUGAAGAUGCUGCGAAGCGUUGUGCAUCGAGCUACAAUCUUCUCUAGGCACUACUAGUGUAACCUCGAUAUAAGGAUAUCGAAAUUGCC